AUGGAGAAAAACAAAUCCUUACUCAAACGUAUUUUCAUCAACAGCAUAGACUCCUACUCCUCUAAAUGUAUUGCAAAGUUUCUGUCUGAAUGUGUUGCUGGAGCCCACGAUGAAGAGGAGGAAGAGUCACUAUUUUCCACCAGUAAAGAAAAAGCCUUUGAAAUCGUGGGAACUGUUUCUGAAGCUUCGGAUGAGGACAGAAGUCAUGUGCUGGAGCUGUACGAUCAGCGGAACAAGGAGGAGCUUCUUCCCAAACUGCUGGCCUGUGAUGUUAUUGUGUAUAACAUUACAGAGCAUCAGGAACAGGUGGAUGAAGCUUUGUGGGCACUGACAAUGAUUCACAAUGCGAUGGGCAAUUUCACUGGGCAAAAGAUGUUCAUCCUCGUGUCCACGGUCAUGACCUGGGCGUGCAGAAAACCCAUUGAUCCAGAGGAUGAGGAGCGGCCAUUCACUGAUGAAGAUUUCCGGCGGCGUAGACCACAUCCCAAUUUCAAAGCUCACAAUGAUCUGGAGAAGAAGGUGGUGAAACUGGGAAAAACGAAUAAGAGCAUGUUCUCCACGUGUGUCCUAGUGUCAGGGAUGCAGUAUGGAAUGGGAGAGCAGAUCUUUCAUUACUUUUUCAAGACAUCAUGGGAAGGACAGGCUCCCCAGAUUCCUAUUUUUGGAGAUGGCACCAACAUUGUUCCCACUAUUCACAUCAAUGACCUUGCCAUCGUAAUACAGAGUGUGAUUGAACAGCGCCCGAGGUCGUACUAUCUGCUGGCCGUCGACAAUUCCCACAACACUCUGGAGGAAAUUGUACAGGCAAUUUCAAAUGCACUCGGACCAGGGACUACCAAGAAAGUUCCACUGACGGAGGCCUAUCUUAUUCGAGAACUCACUACAAUGCACAUUGACUGCAUGACGGUGAAUUUGAGAAUGGAGUCGGCGCACUUGGCAGAACAGCUGUCUAUCCCUUGGCAGUGUGAGAAAGGGCUGGUGGAAAACAUGGCUCAGGUGGUAGAUCAGUACAGGCAAAACAGAGGACUUCAGCCCCUCCGCAUUUGUGUUAUGGGGCCCCCUGCUGUUGGAAAGAGCACUGUGUCCAAAAUCAUCUGCGACCUCUACAAACUGCACCAUGUCCAACUGAAGCCAACGAUUACAGAAACUAUUGCCCAACUGACUGAAGCAGUGCAAAAAGAUGCUCAGGUGGAAAGUGAGCGCGCAGAAGAGUCUCAAGAGCUGCUCAUCAACCUGACCGAAAGUAUGGAGCAGAACAAAGGUCUUAUGGAAGAGCAGCUGCUGUUGAAAGUGGUGAAGGACAAACUGAUGACAAAGCCCUGUCUGAACCAAGGCUUUGUGUUGGAUGGAUUCCCAAAAACGUACGACCAAGCUAAAGAUCUCUACGAAGUUGAAGAUGGAGAAGAAGAGGAAGAAGAAAUGGCCUCGAACAAGUUACUGCCAGAGGUGGUGUUUUGGCUGGAGGGCUCCGAUUCUCAGUUGAAAGAGCGGGUGAUGAACCUGCCCGAGUCGGAGGUGGUGCAGCACAACUAUGACUCCGAGCACUUCCUGGAGCGCCUGGGCCGAUACAGACUGCGUGACAGCAAAGACACCACUGUGGCCGACUUUUACGACCAGUUUAACGUCACCACGGUCGCCCUCGACAUGGCCAACGACAAUGACCCAAACUGCCUCAGUCUCCUGCAGAAAAUCACAGAGACUCUGGGGACUCCGCGAAACUACGGCCGCAGCAUCGAAGAGGUGGAGGAGCAGGAGCGGAAAGAGCUGCAGGAGAAGCGGAGGAAGGAGGCCCAGAGGAAGGCUGAAGAGGAGGAGAGAGAGGCGGAGGAGGCCAGACACAGAGCAGCACACUGGGAACAAUGGUCCAGGUCUUUGGAGGAGCUGCAGCAGCAGGAGGAGGAGCUGUUGGAGGCCCAGACGUCUCAGAUGAGGAGUUACCUGAUGGAACACGUGAUGCCCACUCUGUCCCAGGGGAUUCUGGCCUGCUGCUCUGCUCAGCCCGACGACCCCUUGGACUUUCUGGCGGAGUAUCUGAUUAAAAACAAUCCUUCAAACUGGACAAAAUUAUAA
Molecule: messenger RNA, 2070 nt
Organism: Knipowitschia caucasica
Lineage: Eukaryota; Metazoa; Chordata; Actinopteri; Gobiiformes; Gobiidae
Source: the annotation of a GenBank genome assembly